This is a messenger RNA of Musca vetustissima, 396 nucleotides long. RefSeq lists its product as uncharacterized. The transcript has a single exon. Lineage: Eukaryota; Metazoa; Arthropoda; Insecta; Diptera; Muscidae. The record is from RefSeq and is a predicted model, not a curated record. Gene Ontology annotation, biological process: proteasome assembly. Bases 1 to 396 code for a protein of 131 amino acids.
AUGCCAGAAGAAAAUAACACAGAACAAUGUGGGGAUUCGAAUAAGACAUUUACCUCCAGCCAAGGCCAACUCCUGGUGGGUGAUAAAAAGUACACCGUGCGUUCACUGAAGAUGAAUGGCGCCACUAUGAUGUUUCUUGGCUCGGCAGAGCCAGAAUGUUUGGAUGAGAUGGCAGUAGCAAUGCAAAUGCCUCAGGAUGGCCAAAUAAUUGGCACCACAAUUUUGGGAGCCCAGAGCAGCAUAACCGACUCACAACGAUUAGCGGAACAGUUUACACGUCGUUAUGGACGACAAUUUUUUGUUAGUUUCAAUGUUCAAGUGGAUCGGAUGACAGCCCCACUUCUUGAAAAACAAUUAAAUGAAUAUAUGCGUAACAAUAAGGAGUUGUUUGUUUAA